Messenger RNA from Wallemia ichthyophaga EXF-994, 1356 nucleotides. RefSeq names its product Zinc transporter 3. Gene Ontology annotation, biological process: zinc ion transmembrane transport. Lineage: Eukaryota; Fungi; Basidiomycota; Wallemiomycetes; Wallemiales; Wallemiaceae. Gene Ontology annotation, molecular function: zinc ion transmembrane transporter activity. Gene Ontology annotation, cellular component: plasma membrane. Bases 1 to 1356 code for a protein of 451 amino acids. The transcript has 5 exons. The record is from RefSeq and is a predicted model, not a curated record.
AUGCGCUAUAUAUUCUCCCUAUUGGCUGCAGCGGGAGCUGCUUCAGCAGCGAUAGUAAAUGGGAAUGAGACUUCUGGUCCGAGAGGGCAAGGUAACUGCUCACUCUCAAACGGCACUUUUACCUGCUCGAGUGGGGCUGAGUGCACUUUCGACACGAGUAUUUCUGCAUUUCGCUGCGAAGGUGACUCAGGCUCGCCCACUGGUGGGAUAACAGACGGGAGCGACAGCGACACAGGAGGCAAAGAGAUGCAAGGCCCCCCUGGACGUUCGUGUCAUCAGCAUGAGAUGCAUUGGCACUGCGACGACGGCUCUUUCUGCGAAUUUGACAACGGCGUGUGGCUUUGCGAGACGAAUAGCUCUGAAGGAGGCACUUGUGUAGUACAUGGUGGACAUACGCACGGUGACUGCUCAGAUCAGUGUGGAUCAAUCGAUAUAGGAGAGUACGAUCAACCGCUGCACAUCGGUGCAAUAUUUAUCCUGCUAGUCAGCAGUGCAUUGGGAGUGGGCCUUCCAAUAGCUUUUUCUGGCUUCAAAAUGCGUUCAUUUUUCAGCUGGGGUUUGUUCGUGGUGAAACAUUUCGGUACCGGGGUUAUACUCUGCACUGCUCUCAUUCAUCUUCUAUUCCACGCGUUUGUGAUGUUUAACAACGACUGUAUAGGCGAGUUGGCGUAUGGGCCUGCAGCAGCAGCUAUCGCGCUGGCCGCUGUGUAUGUCGUCUUCUUAUUCGACUAUAUUGGAAUGAGAUUCUUUGCAAGAAAAACAAGACAACUAGCGGAAGCGACUAGGACUGAAAACAGGUCAAAUGAUGGCAAAGAUGACAUAUCUGAUGUUGACUCAGCUCAAAUAUCGCCAGAAAUUGCAAUGAGUCAGCUUAAAUGGGAAGUCUCGCUGCUUGAAAUAGGAAUUGUGUUCCACAGUGUGAUGAUUGGCGUUUCUCUUGGGGCAACAGGAGGAGACCAGUUCGUACCAUUUCUGAUUGCAAUUGUGUUUCACCAAUUGUUUGAGGGUUUAGCUCUAGGUUCGCGGGUGUGUUUUUUGAUUUUCAAAACCUGGCACAAAAUGAAGGUGUUUAUAAUGGCGGUAUGCUUCAGUUUGAUCACUCCAAUUGGUAUAGCUAUUGGCAUUGGAGUGCAUGAAAGCUACUCUCCAAACUCUAAAUCAGCUCUCCUCGCACUUGGCAUUCUCAAUGGACUAUCUGCUGGUGUGCUGAUCUAUGCAGCACUUGUGGAGCUAAUUGCAAAUGACUGGUUCAAGAGUCCUGAGAUGAGAAGCAGUGGUGUCUUUAAGACAUGUCUGGGUAUUACAAUGUUGCUACUUGGGUCACUCUUGAUGGCGGUGCUCGGUAAAUGGGCUUGA